AUGGCGGACAGACGCAGCUACACUUAUGACCGCCUGGAGGUUGUUUAUGAUCCCUUGUCAUGUAUUAUACCAGAACUGUCAGCUGAGCAUAAAUUCUACUUAUAUUAUCCUCAAUGUAAUAAGCCAAUAGUACGAGCCUAUCAUCCUAGUGGCUGA
Messenger RNA from Sphenostylis stenocarpa, 156 nucleotides. NCBI's taxonomy places the organism in Eukaryota, Viridiplantae, Streptophyta, Magnoliopsida, Fabales, Fabaceae. The record is from the annotation of a GenBank genome assembly.